Messenger RNA from Phacochoerus africanus (Common warthog), 1210 nucleotides. RefSeq lists its product as uncharacterized. Lineage: Eukaryota; Metazoa; Chordata; Mammalia; Artiodactyla; Suidae. The transcript has 2 exons. The record is from RefSeq and is a predicted model, not a curated record. The coding region runs from base 1 to 477 and encodes 158 amino acids.
AUGGAAUCUCAGACAACAGCUGGAGUUGCAGUCUUCGGGAAAAAAUCAGUAGGGAAAUCUGCUACCAUCGUGGUGUGGACCUCCCAGUCCUGUCUGCCCUCAGGAAGUCCUCCUUUGCUUCAGAGAGACCCUGUUAGCCCCAUCAACACGCCAGAAAAGCCACACUGCCUCAAAAAAGAUCAACCAACAACGCCAGCCCUCAGGAAAUAUUCCACGGCAGUGACAAGGCAAACACUGCCCGAUAACGGAGAGUACAACUCCCUCAGGAGAAAGAAAACAACAAGCAAGAUGAAGAAGCUGAGAAACCACCCCCAGUCAAACCAACAGGAGAACUCACCUAAAACAGUCAACAAUGAAACAGAUCUCGGCAGUCUGACAGACCUGGAGUUCAAAAGAGAAACAGUGAAAAUACUGAAGGAAUUAAGAGAAGAUAUGAACAGUAAUGCAGAUACCCUCAGAAAGGAACUAGAAAUAUAAGGAGGAGCCAAGAAAAACUAGAACAUUCCUUUGCAGAGAUGCAAACUGAACUAAGGGCCGUAAAAACCAGAAUGGAUAAUGCAGAAGAAUGAAUCAGUGAUAUGGAAGAUAGAAUAAUGGAAAUCACCCAAUCAGGUCAGCAGACAGAAAACCAAAUCAAAAAACUGGAAAGCAAUAUAAGAGACCUAUGGGAUAAGAUAAAGUGGGCCAAUCUACGCAUAAUAGGAAUUCCAGAAGGAGUACAAAAAGAUAAGGGAAUGGCAAAUAUAUUUGAGAAAAUUAUCGCUGGAAACUUCCCAAAUCUAAAGGAUACUGGGUUCAAAAUACAGGAAGCACAGAGGGCCCCAAACAAACCGAACCCAAACAGACCCACACCAAGACACAUCAUAAUAAAAAUGGCAAAAGUUAGUGAUAAAGAGAGGAUCCUAAAGGCAGCAAGAGAAAAGCAGAAUGUUACCUACAAGGGAACCCCCAUAAGAUUAUCAGCUGAUUUCUCUACAGAAACACUACAGGCCAGGAGGGAAUGGCAAGAGAUAUUUAAAGUGCUAAAAGGAAAAAAUAUGCAACCUAGAAUACUCUAUCCAGCAAGAAUAUCCUUUAAAAUAGAAGGGGAAAUAAAAAUUUUUCCAACAAACAACAACUAAAAGAAUACUGCAACACAAAACCCAGGUUAAAGGGAAUAUUGAAAGGGCUUCUCCAAACCAAAAAGAAAGGAAGGAAAGGGAAGAAAAAA